AUGCUCCGUGUCUUCGUCGACGUCGAGUCGCUUGACGGCAUCCGCUGCGCCCAUCCAGACGACUGUGCCGCCAUCGUCGCUCGUUCCCGGCUUGUUCUUGUCCUCGUCACCAAGUACUUUGUCGUCACGCGCUACGCCAUCGCCGAAGCCGACGCAGCGCUUGAGGGCGCUGCCAACGGCCGCAAUGCCGUCUUCCCGGUCUUCAUCGACAGCGACCUCUCGCUUGCUGAGCUUGGCCGACUGCACAGUGCCGCAGUCCGGCCCGCCGACGACGAGUCCCGUGCCCGCUUCGAUGUCGAUCUCGCUGCAGCCAAUGUCCGUGCCCAGGGCACUGACAGUUAUCGCGCGCUGGUUGAAACUGCCUUCCUCGCUCGCCACAAUCUUGACACCCACACCCAUCCGCAUCCGCUUGUCACCUUGAUGGACACCUUCUUCACUUCGGGUGACAAGAAGCACCAGUACGACACUUGGCGCCAUCAUCUUCUCACGCACGAUCGCAAGGCCCAUCACGUCCGCACGGUCUACCGCCUCAUGGACUGGGGUCUCGCCACUUACGACGCCCGCCGCAUCUCCCAGGGUGCCGCCCUAGUUGACAUUGCUCAGCGCUCCCUCGCCAUCCUUGCCCGCACGAUGCAGCUACCUUCCCGCAUGCCGCCGCCACUCAAUCCACCCGAGUACCACCCGCUCCCUGACACUCGCGCUGCGGUCAUUGACGCGCUUCUCGGUGCGAACAACGUCUCAGUCGUUGGUGUCAACGGGCUCGGUGGCGUCGGCAAGUCGUCACUCGCUGCCGAUGUCGCCAUCCAUCCCGCCAUCAUCUCCGCCUUCUCCGUCUUCUGGCUCUCACUUGGUGAGGACAAUACGUCCAACCCAGCUCUUGCCAGCCGCAUGUCUUACUUUCUCAAGCAGGGUCUGAGCUGCACAGUCGAUACUAAGGCCAACCUCGAUGACCUCCAACCCAUUCUUGCUGCCAAAACCCGGGCCCUCGCCAAUGCCAGGACUCGCAUCCUGCUCAUCCUCGAUGAUGUUUGGACCACCCGCCAGGCCUCCGUCUUCACCAACCACAUCGCAGCCCCGCAUGCCGUCCUCGUCACCUCGCGUAACGCCGCUGUUGCUACCAACACCGCCUCCUCCAUCAAGCUUGGCACCUUUGGCCCGGACGACGCUGCUGUUGUCCUUCGCAACUACCUCGCCAAGGGCUCACCUGAGUGGGCAACUGCCCUCGCUCUCAACGAUCCCCGCAUCGUCUCCCUCGCGACCUUUUGCCAUGGCCAUGCCCUCGCCCUCGCCGUCCUUGGCUCGUCCAUUUCUGGCGAGGCUGCACUUGACACCGCUGUUGCCAACUUUGAUUCGGCCUCCAAACGUGCUUUCCACAAGCACCGCAAGUCAGAAGGCGGCACCGACGCCAAGUACGCCCACAUCUUUGAUAUCAUCACAUGGACCCUCCGCAGCAUCGACGACCUCGACCGUCCGAUGGCACUCGCCAUUUACGCCAUGCUCGGCGUCUUUCCAUCAGACGCGCCCAUCGACGUCGCCAACUUCCGCGCCACAGUCCCAAAAGACGAUAUUGACUUUGCUGCGGCCCUCGAUGCCCUUGCCGAUGCCUCUCUCCUGCGCGUCGUUGCCACGGAUGGCGGCGCCAUAACCGUAGUCGAGCUGCACGAUCUGCACCUCGAGUACAUUCGCCAUCGGCUUGAGGUGUGCUUUGACGACAUCCCUUCCCUUCCUGCCCGUCACCUCGCCGUUGUCGCCGGGGUGCCUCCGCCUGGUGCCACGCCAGAGUCCGCUAAGGAGACCAUGACCUCUGGCACUGCCUCCGAUUGGAUCGUCACCCGCGGUAUUUCGCACCUGAUUGCAGCCGGAGCGAACCAUGCUGCCGUUGCCGUUGCUCUCUCCUGGCCGUGGAUGAAAGCCCGCGCAGACGACUCGCUUGGUGGCCUCCUCAAUGAUCUGCGUUGUGUUGUGCGCCUCGGCUGUGAAGGAGCCAAAGACGUUGACGAGGUCGAGCGUGCGCUGUCGCUCUCACGCGAGAUCAUUGAGAGCGGUACGUCGCACAUCGAGACCGAGCUUGUCGCCCGACUUGCCUAUGACAACGCGUCCAAAGCCGUGAAGGACCUGGUUGCUGCUGUGCGCGAAGAUGCUUCGUCUAAGGCUCUCAUUCCAUCGAGAGCCGUGGACCCUGUCGCGCAUCGUGGUGCUGAGCGCUUUCGCUUUGAUGGCAAGUAUGCCAAUGUCAUCAACAUCGGUGGCUCACUGGUUGCUGGUGGAUGUAAGGAUAAUGUGGACGUACUUGACGUGCAAACUGGUGAACGCGUGGAGGUGCUGGAGGGCCACACUAGCAUGGUACAGGGUGUGAUUGCGCUGCCGAGUGCGGAUGGCCAGCUGCCUGUCCUGGUCUCGUGGUCGUGGGACGACACGAUCCGGGUGUGGCAUGCUGCGGACGACGGGACGGGCGCCAUGCGUGCCUCCUGUGAGGUGCUGGAGGGCCACACCAGCGAUGUGCGGGGUGUGAUUGCGCUGCCGAGUGCGGACAGCCAGCUGCCUGUCCUGGUCUCGUGGUCAGGCGACAAGACGGGACGGGUGUGGCAUCCUGCGGACGACGGGACGGGCGCCAUGCGGUACACCGCGGACAGUGCCUCCUGUGAGGUGCUGGAGGGCCACAUCUACGAUGUGCAGGGUGUGAUUGCGCUGCCGAGUGCGGCUGGCCAGCUGCCUGUCCUGGUCUCGUGGUCAGACGACAAGACGAUCAGGGUGUGGCAUGCUGCAGACGACGGGACGGGCGCCAUGCGUGCGGAUGGCCAGCUGCCUGUCCUGGUCUCGUGGGCGUGGGACAAGACGAUCCGGGUGUGGCAUGCUGCGGACGACGGGACGGGCGCCAUGCGGUACACCGCGGACAGCGCCUCCUGUGAGGUGCUGGAGGGCCACACCGACGAUGUGGAGGGUGUGAUUGCGCUGCCGAGUGCGGAUGGCCAGCUGCCUGUCCUGGUCUCGUGGUCGUGGACAACACGAUACCGGGUGACGAUCCGGGUGUGGCAUGCUGCGGACGACGGGACGGGCGCCAUGCGGUACACCGCGGACAGGGCCUUCUGUGAGGUGCUGGAGGGCCACACCAGCCUUGUGCGGGGUGUGAUUGCGCUGCCGAGUGCGGAUGGCCAGCUGCCUGUCCUGGUCUCGUGGUCGAGAGACAGGACGAUCCGGGUGUGGCAUGCUGCGGACGACGGGAUGGGCGCCAUGCGGUACACCGCGGACAGUGCCUCCUGUGAGGUGCUGGAGGGCCACACCGACGAUGUGCAUGGUGUGAUUGCGCUGCCGAGUGCGGAUGGCCAGCUGCCUGUCCUGGUCUCGUGGUCAGACGACAAGACGAUCAGGGUGUGGCAUGCUGCAGACGACGGGACGGGCGCCAUGCGGUACACCGUGGACAGUGCCUCCUGUGAGGUGCUCGAGGGCCACACCUACAGUGUGCAAGGUGUGAUUGCGCUGCCGAGUGCGGAUGGCCAGCUGCCUGUCCUGGUCUCGUGGUCGCUCGACGGGACGAUCCGGGUGUGGCAUGCUGCGGACGACGGGACGGGCGCCAUGCGGUACACCGCGGACAGUGCCUCCUGUGAGGUGCUGGAGGGCCACACCAAGUAUGUGCGGGGUGUGAUUGCGCUGCCGAGUGCGGAUGGCCAGCUGCCUGUCCUGGUCUCGUGGUCGGAGGACAACACGAUCCGGGUGUGGCAUGCUGCGGACGACGGGACGGGCGCCAUGCGCUACACCGCGGACAAUGCCUCCUGUGAGGUGCUGGAGGGCCACACCAGCAGGAUGCUGGGUGUGAUUGCGCUGCCGAGUGCGGAUGGCCAGCUGCCCGUCCUGGUCUCGUGGUCGUGGGACUACACGAUCCGGGUGUGGCAUGCUGCGGACGACGGGACGCGCGCCAUGCGGUACACUGCAGACAAUGCCUCCUGUGAGGUGCUGGAGGGCCACACCAAGUAUGUGAAGGGUGUGAUUGCGCUGACAAGUGCGGAUGGCCAGCUGCCUGUCCUGGUCUCGUGGUCGGAGGACAACACGAUCCGGGUGUGGCAUCCUGCGGACGACGGGACGGGCGCCAUGCGGUACACCGCGGACAAUGCCUCCUGUGAGGUGCUGGAGGGCCACACCUACAGUGUGCGGGGUGUGAUUGCGCUGCCGAGUGCGGAUGGCCAGCUGUCUGUCCUUGUCUCGUGGUCAAGAGACAACAACACGAUUCGGGUGUGGCAUGCUGCCGACAACGGGACGGGCGCCAUGCGGUUCACCGCGGACACAGGGUGCGGGGUGUGA
This is a messenger RNA of Thecamonas trahens ATCC 50062, 4296 nucleotides long. RefSeq lists its product as uncharacterized. Gene Ontology annotation, cellular component: nucleus; transcription repressor complex. Gene Ontology annotation, biological process: negative regulation of transcription by RNA polymerase II. The record is from RefSeq and is a predicted model, not a curated record. NCBI's taxonomy places the organism in Eukaryota, Apusomonadida, Apusomonadidae. The transcript has 5 exons. Gene Ontology annotation, molecular function: ADP binding; protein binding. The coding region runs from base 1 to 4296 and encodes 1431 amino acids.